This is a messenger RNA of Leptopilina boulardi, 3575 nucleotides long. Its product is annotated as putative ankyrin repeat protein RF_0381. Gene Ontology annotation, molecular function: protein binding. Bases 331 to 3147 code for a protein of 938 amino acids. Lineage: Eukaryota; Metazoa; Arthropoda; Insecta; Hymenoptera; Figitidae. The transcript is spliced from 2 exons. The record is from RefSeq and is a predicted model, not a curated record.
UGUAUCACCUUUAUUUUCAAUUCACUUUAAGGUCUAAGCACAAUAAAUCAUCAGAGGUGUCACAUUUUGGAGAUUCCAUUAUAUUUUAUCAACCACAUUUUUCCAAUUCUAUCAAACAAUAGUCCGUCAGCAGCAAUAACAAAUGAAAUAGAUAACAGUUACCAACGAUUAAAUAUAAACUGAUACAGUCAAUAUCUAAGAAUAGUUUUAUAUCCGAAAUAAAAAAUUAAAAUUUCAAAAAAAUUGGAACAUUAAAAGAUUUCAGAACAAUAGGUUUUUCAAUUUCAAUAAAUACUUAUUAUGAACUGCACAAAGAAUAUCUAAGAAAAAAUGUCGAUUGAAGAAAUUAAUCUUUUAAAAACCAUAUGUCUUUCCGGCAAUGAGUACAUAGUGAAAGAUAUGCUUUAUGGAAUUAACUAUUCUAACUUCCUUCAAUCAUCUGAAGCCUAUUUAUUGCUCUGUAAUGUGCUUAUAAAGACUGUUUCUUCAUCAGUGAAAAUUGCCAAUAAUAAAAUAAGCAACUCAUCUUCGUACCUGAUGAUUUCUAAAAUACUUUUACAAUAUGGAAUAAGAGUGAAUGACGACAAUUGUCCAAAAGAUAUUCCCACGCCACUUCAUAUUGCAGUUCGAACAGGUAAUGAAGAACUUGUAAAAAUGUUGCUGUGGAAUGGAGCUGAUGUUAAUAAAAAACAUUGUACACUUAUUACACCCCUAAUAUUUACAUUUGAAAAUAAUUUAACAAACAUCGCUGAGAUAUUAAUAGAGAAUGGUGCUAAUCCCGGCAAUUGUGAUGUUAGUGAAAAGUACACUUAUUCGGCACUUCAUCUUGCAGUUGUACUGGAAAAUAUAGAAAUGGUGAAAUUUCUAUUAGAAAAAGCUGUUUAUAAUGUUAGAAAUGAUUGCUGGGACAAAAUUUUACAACAUAGAUUUUUAAACGAAUAUAAUAGUAUCUCUCAGCUUUUCCUCGAAAGUCCUGAUAAUCUUGAUUAUUCUGGCACUUUUGAGUUUGAACAUCCAAAAAUUUCUAAAGAACAAACAGUAUCUCCACUUGACAUUGCAGUUUUACAAGAAAAUAAGGAAAUAGUGGAAAUAUUGUUAUCAAAAGGAGUAUCAGUUAAUACAAGAAACAAUAACGGAUAUACUCCAUUGCACUUUGCCGUUAUGAAAAAUUCAAUUAUUAUCGCUUUAAUUUUGCUGCAAAAUGGUGCUAAUUGUGAUAUUCUUAGUAAUUGUGGCCAUAAAGCUUUUUACUAUUCCCAAGAUCCAUGUAUGAGAAGCCUUUAUAGUAUGCACAAAAUCGAAAUCUAUCUCAAUAAUGGAGGGAAUACUGAAGAUAAGGAUGAUAAUUUUUAUACCCUAUUGCAUUAUGCAGUAAAGUAUAAUUUGUACAAUGUUGUUCUUCUUUUAUUGGAUAAAGAAUCGAACGUGAAUGCAGUAACAAAAUUAGGUGAAACACCACUUCAUCUUGCUGCUAUUGAGCGCAAUGGAGAAAUUGCACAACUUUUAUUACAGAGAGGGGCCAAUAUUAAUGCUAUCACAAAUUCAGGAUGUACACCCUUGCAUUUGGCAGCCAACUCUAAUAAUUUAUCCUAUGACGAAUCAGGAUUUUUCUUAGUUUUUCUACUUCAAAAUGGCGCUAACAUUGCAGCUACAAACAAUUUUGGUUUGACUCCUUUAAAUUAUGCUAUCAAAAGACAACAUCUUUUGGAUGUGGAGGUUCUUUUAGGUGCAAAUCCAAAUGUCUAUGAUAAAAGUAUUAAAAUGGCAUUUUGCUUAUCAUUUUUCGAUCACUAUCAUAGAAAUAAUUGUUUUGGAGUGACGUAUUGUUUAAAACGAUGUGUAAGUGAAGUAUUUAUUGACUUUGGUUUGACGAUUUUUAUUGAAGACUUGAAGGAUAUGUUUAUACCAGAAGAAUUGUAUUCUUCUUGGCUAAAACAGUCAUCAGACAAAAAAUUUAGAUCGUUUGUGCAAGACCUUCUUCAGAAGCAAAAUACUUUUAAUACUGAAGAAAUAGUAAGAUCUUUUAUUCAAUUUCAAGUACUAGUAGGUGCUAUCAAACAUGGAUAUUGCGAUAUUUUUUUAAAUUUAUUAACACCUAAUGUAAACGUAAAUUGUCGAUUGCAAGAUGGAUGUACAUUACUUCAUCAUGCAUGUAGAUUUGAAAAUGUAUGUGUUGUCAAAGAACUUGUGCGACGUGGUGCUGAUAUAAAUGCAAUAGAUGUUGCAAAAUUGUCUCCCCUUCAUAUUUCAAUUUUCGAAUUUUCUUAUGGAGUCACUGAAUUUUUAAUAAAAAAAUUAGCCUAUAUUGAAGUUCGAGAUGAAAACAAUGAAACUCCACUUUUUUCCGCAGUUAUAGAGAAUAAUUUGACAAGCAUUCGUUUACUUUUAGAAGCCGGCGCUAAUGUGAAUGUUGUUAAUAAUUCUUAUGAAUCACCUAUUUGUAAAGCUAUGGGCUAUGGUGAUAUAAAUAUUAUUAAAAUUCUUUUACACUAUGGUGCUUUUGUUAAUGCAAGUGACACAUUUAUAAUAAGAUCAAUAUUUGAAGCAUUGGAAGAAUUUGAUGAUGAUAAUGAUGAUUUUAUCUUUGACGCUGUUGAUCUUGUAUUUAGUUAUGGUGCAGAGGUUAUUGAUUUAGUUCCAAAAACUUUUAUUGUUGAUGAAAGUCACUGUGCAAGAUUUCAAAUAAAAUCUGCUGCGGCAAAUUUAGAGAUUAUUGAUUUUCCCAUCGAUUCAAUUGAAUUAGUUGAUUUUCAAUCUCAAUGUCUUGAAGAAAUACAAAGGAUGAGAUGGUUAAAAAUUAUUGGAUUUAAUAUAUCGAUUUAUGAUUUUCUAAUAAAACCACCCAGAACAAUUGGUAUGUAUAUGCGAAAUAAGAUUGUUGUUGAAUGUUUAGAUGUAAUAGAUUUCGAAGAAAAAUUCCCUUUAUAUGCCAGUAAAUUGGAUGUUUGUGUGAUGAGAGGUAAACUUGAGUGCCGGUUAUUGGAAUUAGCUUAUCACUGUCUGGAAGUUUUAAAAGUGAAAUUACCUAAUGUUGUAAUCUCUCAAAUUAUUUCUUACUUGGACACUUCAGACUUACAUCGUUUAAUUAUCGCUUCGCCCAUUUCUAGCAAAAUGAAAGAAUCAGUUCAAUAUCAAGAGGAGCUAUGAGCCAAAAGUUUUGAAUGUUCAAAUGGACGAAAUAUUUUUUUCAAUAUAUAAAUUAUUAAAAAUUAUGAUGACAAUGUAAAAUAAAAUAGUAAAUUAAACAAUUAUUAAAUUAAAUAACUUCUUUUUAGAUAUUUUAAACAAUAUUUUCUAAUAAAAUUUGUACUUAAAAAGUUGCAAAAAAAUUUCGUUCAUUUGAACGAAACAUUUAGCUCAUGAGGAUCUUAUGUUAUUUUUUUAAUGACGUUUUAGUCAUUUACUUAUGAACUUAAAAGAUAUAUAAAUAUGUAUAUAAAUGUUUCUAUUUUCAUAUAACAUAAUUUUGUAAUAUUUAAUUUUAAAAUAUAAAGUGUGUAUAUAUAAUUUUUUUAAAUAAAAAUUUACAAAUUUCUGUAAUAAAUAAAUAAAUUGUCAGAAAAUAUAUUGAUACC